This is a messenger RNA of Protopolystoma xenopodis, 348 nucleotides long. Lineage: Eukaryota; Metazoa; Platyhelminthes; Monogenea; Polystomatidea; Polystomatidae. The record is from the annotation of a GenBank genome assembly.
AUGCCCGAAGGCGCCCACGGCGCCUGUGAUCGGACCCACUUUGGGCCAGUCCGCCGCAUCGAUCGAUCAGCCCAACAGGCAUCUUUAUUCAGCAGGCUCGUGCAAUUAUCGACCGCAGACGCUCUGACGAGGCGAGACUUGUUCACGCAUGACGGCAUGCCCUCGCUUUGCUGGCCUAUGCUAACUGGCCGCAAAAGUAGCCAAUCAUGUCCACGCUUUGUCAGGCGACCGAACCGCCCUCAGGGACUAACCAGCUCUGGAGUGUCAUCGAGACUCCUAUCUAGCGUCGAGAAAAGCGCACACCUCGGUCCUCGUUGUUGUGACGCCGGCAGACGAAAACAGACUUAA